Messenger RNA from Oreochromis niloticus (Nile tilapia), 3035 nucleotides. Its product is annotated as tripartite motif-containing protein 16-like. The record is from RefSeq and is a predicted model, not a curated record. Lineage: Eukaryota; Metazoa; Chordata; Actinopteri; Cichliformes; Cichlidae. The coding region runs from base 275 to 1951 and encodes 558 amino acids. The transcript has a single exon. Gene Ontology annotation, molecular function: zinc ion binding; protein binding.
UCAAACUGCUCCUCUUCCUGGAGUGAAGCACAGCCUGAUAACCCUCCCUCUUCUUCCUGCUCUUAAACACAGCACCUCCUCUCUGUCCACGUGUUUCCUCGUUCCCUCCCCUUCAGAUCUGCACUUUGAAGAUGGGUGUAACCAACAUGUGGUGACGUGUAAGAGCUGACAGGCUGCAUUCACUGCAGAAACACAUGUUGUUGAGAUCAGAGCUCAGACUAGUUUCCGUUAUAAGGAAGAGAAAGUCACACAGUCACUGACACUGAGAGGAGAAAUGGCGCAGAAAGGAGUUCAGCUGGACCAAGAAACCUUCUCUUGUUCCAUCUGUUUGGAUCUACUGAAGGAUCCGGUAACUACAACCUGUGGACACAGCUACUGCAGGAACUGUAUUAAAAGUUUCUGGAAUGAAGAGGACAGGAAGGGAAUCCACAGCUGCCCUCAGUGCAGGAAGACUUUCACACCGAGGCCUGUCCUGGAGAAAAACACCAUGUUAGCAGCUUUAGUGGAGCAGCUGAAGAAGACUGGACUCCAAGCUGCUCCAGCUGAUCACUGCUAUGCUGGACCUGAAGAUGUGGCCUGUGAUGUCUGCACUGGGAGGAAGCUGAAAGCCAUCAAGUCCUGUUUAUUCUGUCUGGCCUCUUAUUGUGAGAAACAUCUCCAACCUCACUAUGAUGCAGCUCUAUUAAAGAAACACAAGCUGGUGGCCCCCUCCAAGAAGCUCCAGGAGAACAUCUGCUCUCGUCAUGAUGAGGUGAUGAAGAUUUUCUGUCGUACUGAUCAGCAGAGUAUCUGUUAUCUCUGCUUGAUGGAUGAACAUAAAGGCCAUGAAACAGUCCCAGCUGCAGCAGAAAGGACUGAGAAGCAGAAGGAGCUCGAGGUGAGACGACUAAACAUCCAGCAGAGAAUCCAGGAGCGAGAGAAAGAUGUGAAGCUGCUUCAACAGGAGGUGGAGGCCAUCAAUGGCUCUGCUGAUAAAGCAGUGGAGGACAGUGAGAAGAUGUUCACUGAGCUGAUCCGUCUCAUCCAGAAAAGAAGCUCUGAUGUGAAGCAGCAGGUCAGAUCCCAGCAGGAAACUGAAGUGAGUCGAGUCAAAGAGCUUCAGGAGAAGCUGGAGCAGGAGAUCGCUGAGCUGAAGAGGAAAGACGGCGAGCUGGAGCAGCUCUCACACACAGAGGAUCACAACCAGUUUCUACACAACUACCCCUCACUGUCAGCACUCAGUGAGUCUACACACUCAUCCAGCAUCAAUAUUCGUCCUCUGAGCUACUUUGAGGAUGUGACAGCAGCUGUGUCAGAGACCAGAGAUAAACUACAGGACAUUCUGAGAGAGGAAUGGACAAACAUCUCACUGACAGUCACUGAAGAGGAUGUUUUACUGUCACCAGCAGAGCCAAAGACCAGAGCUGGAUUCUUAAAAUAUUCAUGUGAAAUCACACUGGAUCCAAACACAGCAAAAACACAUCUGUUAUUAUCUGAGGGGAACAGAAAAGCAACAAGAAUGGAACAACCACAGUCUUAUUCUGAUCAUCCAGACAGAUUCACUGGAUGUUAUCAGGUCCUGAGUAGAGAGAGUCUGACUGGACGUUGUUACUGGGAGGUGGAGUGGAGAGGUGGAGCAGUUCGUGUAGCAGUCGCAUACAAGAAUAUCAGCAGAGCAGGGAGGGGCGAUGAAUGUGGAUUUGGAAACAAUGACAAAUCUUGGGCAUUACGUUGUGACAUAAACAGUUAUAAAUUUUGGCACAACAAUGUCCACAUUGACCUCUCAGGUCCUCGGUCCUCCAGAGUAGGAGUGUACCUGGAUCACAGAGCAGGUAUUCUGUCUUUCUACAGCGUCUCUGAAACCAUGACUCUCCUCCACAGAGUCCAGACCACAUUCACUCAGCCGCUCUAUGCUGGACUUUGUCUUGGGUUGUAUAAUGGAGACACUGCAGAGUUGAUUAAAGUCAAAUAGAGAAGACAGGUUCAUGUUGAUCCCUGACCAUUAUAUGUACUUGUGCAGUUUCUAAAUGAGGCUUUACAUUUUAGAAGCUGAGAAGUUCAGUGGUCCAUUGAUGUGUGAAAAUAAUAUUGCACUGAUUCAAACUGUACUUACAUUUAUAUACCUUACAUCAAUAUAAAUCUGAAUUUGUUCUUAUGGCUGAUAAUCAUGUGAGUUUAAAUGAUACUACUCUUCAUAUUCAGCAUGUUUGAAAUCUGUCAUCAGUCUGGUUAGUGGUUUUAUUCUGUAGUUGCUGUAGUGGGUUGUCAAAUGCAACAAUAUAUUGGAGCUGCAGUGAUUCAUCAGUUAGUCAAUGAUUAGAGAAUUGAUUGUUUUAUCAUUAUUUUAGUCACAUUUAAAGCUGGUUCCAGUUUCUGAAAUGUGAAGAUUGUUGAUUUUCUUGAUCAUAUAUGACUGUAAACUUAAUGUCUUUGAGAUUUUUUUAAUUGUUCUUAUUGUAUCUAGAGUGAUAACAUUUAAUGUCAUUUUUCAGAUGACAGAUGUGGAGGAUAGAUAUGUUUCUUUGCCCUGAGCUGUGUCUGGCAGGCAGAGCGUCUCCACAAAUCUGAAGCUUCUGAUUUGGAGAAAAUGAGCUGAGGGAGACUUCCUGUCAUGUCUAUGGACAAACAUAGACAUGACAGGAAGAAAGACUAAAGUGCAGAGUGGAGACAAACAGCUGGAAAUACUUGUUGGAAAGGAUUGUCAUGCUUCAGAAAAACACACAGCACACACUCUAACAGUCCUUUAUUUGCACUGAAGGAAACACGUGAAGAAACCAAAUCACACAAUAGUGAAGUGAACACAUUUAUAGCCACUGUUCAAGAUGAUGGAUACAAAUGAAAAUCAUGGAGCAUUUAUGCAUUUUUAGGUCUGUGUCACAGAAACUGUUCAGCUAUUCUCCAUUUAUUAGUCUAUUUAUCAGGAACCUCUGUUAAUUUUAUAUGUAAAGCAUUUUUCUUCUGUCAUUGAACCUUUUAAGGGUUUUCUCAUAGUAGUUUUGGGGAGUUUUUAAUUAGAUUUACAGCUUCAGAAUAACUUUGUGAUGUCAGAUUAGAAA